Eurypyga helias (sunbittern) is the source of this 536-nucleotide messenger RNA. Its product is annotated as protein LBH-like. Gene Ontology annotation, biological process: positive regulation of DNA-templated transcription. Bases 1 to 324 code for a protein of 107 amino acids. Gene Ontology annotation, cellular component: nucleus. The record is from RefSeq and is a predicted model, not a curated record. The transcript has 2 exons. NCBI's taxonomy places the organism in Eukaryota, Metazoa, Chordata, Aves, Eurypygiformes, Eurypygidae.
AUGCUGUCUUUUGUUCCCAGCUCUGAUUAUCUGAGAUCAGCUGAAAUGACUGAAGUGAUGAUGAACACCCCAGCUAUGGAUGAGAUUGGGCUAAGCCCCCGCAAGGAUGGCCUGUCCUAUCAGAUCUUCCCUGAUCCCUCGGACUUUGACCGUUACUGUAAGCUGAAGGACCGGCUGCCCUCAAUUGUGGUGGAGCCAACGGAGGGCGAUGUGGAGAGCGGUGAGCUGAGAUGGCCACCUGAAGAGUUCCUUGUGCAGGAGGAGGAGGAGGAAGAGGAGGAAGAAAACUGUGAAGAUGCAAAGAAGGACAACAAGGAGCAAUAAAUGGUAUUUGAGGAAAGGCAAGGGACUGACCCUUCUGAAGGAAGAGCCACACUUCUGAAAGUCUUUUUAAGGAAAAAAAAGACAAGUUCAAUUUUGCACCUGCGAGAUCUUAGUUUUUUUGUAUUCUCUGUAUCGAGAACUGAAGCCCUCGGUGUCACCAGACCUCCUGAGGAAGGAAGGAAGUAACGCAGAGAAAUGUUUGCUGUUCUCGA